Messenger RNA from Eutrema salsugineum, 1617 nucleotides. RefSeq names its product 26S proteasome regulatory subunit 6B homolog. Bases 30 to 1247 code for a protein of 405 amino acids. Gene Ontology annotation, cellular component: proteasome regulatory particle, base subcomplex. NCBI's taxonomy places the organism in Eukaryota, Viridiplantae, Streptophyta, Magnoliopsida, Brassicales, Brassicaceae. Gene Ontology annotation, biological process: proteasome-mediated ubiquitin-dependent protein catabolic process. Gene Ontology annotation, molecular function: ATP binding; ATP hydrolysis activity; proteasome-activating activity. The transcript has 5 exons. The record is from RefSeq and is a predicted model, not a curated record.
GGAACUCCAAAGAUCUCUCUCUCAGAAAAAUGGCUGCGGCGAUGGUCCUUGACCCUAGAGCAUCAUCUCCGGCCGUGAUGGAUCAGUCGACGGCGAACGAGGAAGAUCUCUAUGGCAUCCUGAAAUCGCUUAAACGGCAAAUAGGGUUCACCGAUAUCCAAGAGGAAUACGUGAAAGACGAGCAAAACAAUCUCAAAAGGGAGGCCUCACGGGCUCAAGAGGAGGUCAAAAGAAUCCAAUCCGUGCCUCUAGUAAUAGGCCAGUUCAUGGAGAUGGUGGAUCAGAACAACGGCAUCGUCGGAUCCUCUACAGGCUCCAAUUACUAUGUCCGGAUUCUCAGCACCAUUAACAGAGAACUCCUCAAGCCUUCAGCUUCCGUUGCCCUUCACCGUCACUCCAACGCACUUGUUGAUGUUUUACCUCCUGAGUCCGAUUCUAGCAUCUCCCUUCUCAGUCAAUCUGAGAAGCCCGACGUUACUUACAAUGAUAUUGGAGGAUGCGAUAUUCAGAAACAGGAGAUUCGAGAGGCUGUUGAAUUGCCACUUACCCACCACGAGCUUUACAAGCAGAUUGGUAUUGACCCUCCACGAGGUGUGUUGCUCUAUGGACCUCCUGGCACUGGAAAGACUAUGUUGGCUAAGGCUGUUGCCAACCACACAACCGCUGCCUUCAUUAGGGUUGUUGGCUCCGAGUUUGUGCAAAAGUACCUUGGCGAGGGACCUCGUAUGGUUCGUGAUGUCUUCCGUCUUGCCAAGGAUAAUGCUCCAGCUAUCAUCUUCAUUGAUGAGGUAGAUGCCAUCGCCACUGCUAGGUUCGAUGCUCAAACAGGAGCUGAUAGGGAAGUUCAGAGGAUUCUCAUGGAACUACUUAAUCAGAUGGAUGGAUUUGACCAGACCGUGAAUGUGAAGGUUAUAAUGGCAACCAACAGAGCAGACACUCUUGAUCCUGCUCUCUUACGUCCUGGGAGACUUGAUCGUAAGAUUGAGUUCCCCCUUCCUGAUAGACGUCAAAAGAGGCUUGUUUUCCAGGUAUGCACCUCCAAAAUGAACCUCAGUGACGAGGUUGACUUGGAAGACUAUGUUUCACGGCCUGAUAAAAUUAGCGCUGCUGAGAUAACAGCAAUCUGCCAGGAAGCUGGAAUGCAUGCUGUGCGUAAGAACAGAUAUGUGAUACUGCCUAAGGAUUUCGACAAGGGGUACCGCGCAAAUGUGAAGAAGCCAGACACUGACUUUGAGUUUUACAAGUGAGGAGAAAGCGGAGAUGAUCAUCUCCUGUGUUUUUUGAAAUGGACAUGGCUUCGCAGUUUAAUGUGUGAACUAUGUUACAUCUCUAAUUUAUGGAGCUUAAGUUCACAUGUGUUUGUGUUUAGUCUCUCAGCUUUUACCGUUCAAUCACUUUAGAAGAAAACAGUGGAAGUUUAAUAUUUGAUGUUGCAUAUUCUAAUUGUUGAACUUCACUCUUUUAAGAUAUGUUUUCUUUCACUCUCUUUCUUUCAAGAUCGAUAUUUCUUCUUAACAUUCAUCUUUUUCAUUCAUUUCUCUUAUCUUCAUUACAUUGCACUCUCUUCAUACAUAUAGGUGAUAUCCUCUAACUACUCUUACUAACUCUCAUCAUUAC